Molecule: messenger RNA, 789 nt
Organism: Mycena indigotica
Lineage: Eukaryota; Fungi; Basidiomycota; Agaricomycetes; Agaricales; Mycenaceae
Exons: 4
Coding region: 1-789 (262 amino acids)
Biological process (GO): regulation of alternative mRNA splicing, via spliceosome
Cellular component (GO): nucleus
Source: RefSeq, a predicted model, not a curated record
AUGGAUCUUCCGUCUGUUCGUGAACUUGAGCUCGAGGCUCUAGUUCGUCAACGCGACAAACAGUUAGCCGUGCUCCAAGAUGAAAUUACUCGUCUCCGACGCUUCAUCGCGACCCAACCCACGCCCACAACAGAGGCUGCUGUCUCGUUACCUCCUCCAAUGACCGCGCUGCUCAUGCCUCACCUGACCGCAAAGACCUCUGGUACAUCUUCAUCAGGGGCUACAGCCCUUAUGCAGCGAACGCGAAUGCUACAAGCGGAAAACGACGAGUUAUAUGACCUCCUCAAGACUUCCGAAACCGGAAAACUCAAAGAAGAGGUCCGCGGUCUUCGCCGAGUGGUGGAGCGUCUCGAAGGAGCCUUACGCGAAUCCCACCAGGCUGUCCAAUCACUCUCUACCGAGCUGGAUAAGACAUACGAGUCGAUAGCGGAUUCCCGUCCUCGAUCACCGCGUUCUCCACGAAACAACCCUUCUGUCAACCACAGUGCUAACAAUAAUGCUGCGAAGCUGCCGCCAACAGGGCCACGAGCCCACAAGAAGCCACGGAUUUCUGAGCCUUUGCCUCGUGGGCCGUCUCCACAAAAGCCACAUCGCAACAACAACAACAUGGACAUCGACGAGAAGCCUCCUCCUCCUUCCCGGCCUCGCGGCCGUGACAGAGAACGACCGCGCAAUAAUAGUAAUAAUGGUCGGCCCGGUGGCGGCGGUGGUGGUGACAGACGGAGAGGACCGAUGGCAGAAAGCUCUAGCUCUACUGAUCGGACGUUGAAAGAGAGACUGGGACUCUAA